GGCGCCUUUUGGGUUCUGAAAAUAUCGCUCGGCAGCACAACCGACACAACAGGCGAGGCAAACAAAAUCAAUACUUUGUAAAGCGAAGGCUCAUUCCGGGUCCUCAUAAAAUCGACACCGCAUCCGAAACAAAGAGCCGCAACCAAAACAACAUUAAACCGUCCGCAGCAACAUGAGAUUCAUUCGAUCACUCUUUUCCUCGUCUAGAGGAUCAGCCAAGAACUCCUGGCACGCUGAAAGCAAUGACAGCACCACCAGAAGAGCAUUCAUUACAGGUUGUGGUCGUGCAGUGCCAGGUGUGGACCAGCUCCAAGGAAAAGGAGCCCUGGUUGACACUGACAUCAUCAUGCAAAAGUUGGUGGAUGCUGGCAUUCACAACCCCAAGACAGGAAAGCCUGUAGCAUUGGACUGGGCAAAGCGUUAUCUGGGAUCAACCAACAUUGCAAUUGCAGAUGUGUCAGUAUUUGAGAGAGUCUUUGAACAUCAGCUGCCUGAAGACUGCAAGGAUAUCUCAGAGUUUGAUAUGAGUGUUUCUGCUGCCAAGAUGGCUCUGGAUGAGGCUGGUGUCUCUGCCAGUGAGAUUGACUGCAUCAUUCAUGUCUCUGGCUCCAACCGGUUACCCAAGGAAGGAAGAAGAGAUGACUUGGGCCUGAACCACUGCAUGAGAGGAUACCCCACUGCCUUGCCUGGGCUGCGACCUGACUGCCUCCUGCAACACCAAGACUCUGGCUGUGCUGGAGUUGUGCCUCCCUUUCAAAUGGCCAAGGCCAUGCUGUCAGGUGGUGAUUUCAAGAACAUCCUGGUGAUUGCUUCCAAUAGCUUCCAUCGCCGAGAUUGGAAAGAGACCACCAAGGUCAAUGAAAUGACUCAAUGGAUCAACUAUCUCUUGUUUGGGGAUGGAGCCAGUGCCUUUGUCUUGCAAGGGGCACAUCAUGCAUCACAAGUCGUGGACACAACCAAGAGCAACACCUGCUUUGAACUACUGAAAGUGAAUUCUGUCUCGGACACGUCCAUGUUUACCUUUCAGACCUAUGUGGAAGCCAACAAAGACACUUCUUGUGUCCAAGUCACUGGUCGUUUGAAUACGGAUGCUGCCAAGCAGUUCGCCCCCAAGAUGAAAGGAUGGUUGAGCUCUCAAGGCAUCCGAAUAUCUCAAGUGGAUGCCCUCUUGCUGCAUCAGCCCAAUUCUCAUGUUAUGCAAAAGAUAAAGCAGUUCCUUGCGGGUGACAAGCUUUUGGAUAUUGCUGGCAAGUACGGCAAUCUUGUGUCUGCCAGUCUGGGUACCCAAUUCUACGAGCAGAUUUACAGCAGUGGCAAGAACAAGGUGAAGCACGGACGCCUUGUGGCAGGGUUUACAUUUGGUGCUCAUGCUGGUAACACCUAUGGAGGAUUUCUUGCUCGUGUUCACAUUGGAGAGGAGGAGACUAUGGCUAGUGGGUCCUCCGAACUGCACUUGUCGGAUGCUUCUUCCUCCAUCAGUGUAUAACCCGAAUAGUUCGAUUUGAUUCCUAUUACCUUGCACCCGUUCUCUGAACGAAUACAAUACCAUAAUAUAUAUGGAUUCCAUGAAUACUCU
Molecule: messenger RNA, 1576 nt
Organism: Seminavis robusta
Lineage: Eukaryota; Bacillariophyta; Bacillariophyceae; Naviculales; Naviculaceae
Source: the annotation of a GenBank genome assembly